AUGGCGGACAAGGCCAAAGACAGCACUCCCCAUAAGCCCGCCCCAAGCACAUCCACUGCGGCUCGUCGGCCACUGGCUGCAGGCAAACCGACGACGACGACCACGUCCAGAACGACUCCUUCCACCACGGCGCCUAGAACGACGCCUGUGAGUGGGACUCGCACCAGCACGACUACCUCCUCACUCAGCAAGCCACCAAUUCGCUCGACCGUGCCGAGCACUGUCCGCAAGCCGGCCUCAACAGCGACCUCAACACCGUCCACAGCGACAGCUACGCAUCGAAGCCGGCCUUCGGUUGCAUCUGCUACGGGUGAUGAGAAGGGCGACGACAAGAAAGAUGGCAUCGCUGCCCGGCCCAAGCGCAUGUCAAUGGCACCAACAGCAUCUACUGAGCGGCCGGCUACGACAUCGUCGCGGUCUGCACUCGGCACUCCUGCAAGCAAGCCGAGCGUAGCUGGUCGCCCGUCAGCAGCUCGGACAUCCACCGCAAGCCCUACUGCGGCACGUCAACCAGCUGCAACGCCUGCAAGACCGAUCGCAGGCGCCCGAACAACUCGCCCUUCCGCCACCUCAACUCUGUCAUCUCGAACGGCGGCUGCUGUAGCACCAGAGAAGAAACGGCUCAGCACAAUUCCUGCCUCUCCGGCCGUGGUCAAGGCUGCCGAUGAUGACAAGGAGAACAUCACUGAUACUGCCUCCGCCACUCUGAAGCCCCCAACGCGGCCUGUCCUUGGCUCCCGCAAAUCCACCCGCUCUGUCGUGAUGGAGCAGCGCAUACACGAGUACGAGCUGGUCUCGCAAAUGCUGUCCGCAGCCAUGACCGACGACGGGUCUGGCGCAGCUGAUCAAGAGGAGGUCGAAACACGAAUCAAGGAACGAACGAACAAGCUGAGAAGCGAUCUCGCCAAGGUUCGACAAUUUGAGAAAGAGCACGGCCGAGCACCAACCGCCGAGGAGCUGUCUGACGCUGACUCCCUGGCCGAGGAGGACAAGGAGUUGCUGGGGCUGGCUGAGUCUGGCAAAGAUGGCGAACCCGUGCCCAAUAACGAACCGAGCAAAGAGCUGGAUGACCUCCGAGUCAAGGAGGCAACACUGACUGCCAGAGUCGCCGAACUCCAGGCCGCGGCCGAAGCAGCAACUGCUGAGCAUGAGCGGGCUCUACAAGCUCAAGCCGAUCAGGUCCAAGAUUCGAGCAAGUCUGACGCCGAGUUAGCUGAAGCUCGUGAGAAGGCCGCUGCCUUCCAAGCACAAGUCGCCGAACUGACAGCUCAACUCGACACUGCGAGCGUCGACGCUACCAAGCACAGCGAAGCAGCCACAGAGUCACAGCUACAGAUCGAAUCCCUGCAAGGUCAGCUCCAAGACUACCAGUCCAAGGCGAAGGAAUCCGAAGUUGCGGCUACGAAGCAGCUUGAAGAAAAGAAUAGACUCCAGAUUGAGUCGCUGCAAGGUACAGUCGAAGAUCUGACAGCCAAACUGGAAGCCCUAACCAGCGAAGGGAGUGCCAGCAAGCAUUCUCUGAGUGAAAGCAAGGCGCUGGUCGACACGCUUACUUCUGAGAUCAAUGCGCUGAAGGACUCCGCCAUGUCAGAUUCACAAGGGAAGGACUCGCAGCUCACAGAAGCUCGCAAGCUUUCUGAGGAGCUCGAUUCGCAAGUGAAGGACCUGUCCACGAAGCUCGAGGCGCAGACGUCCGAAAGCACUACUCACCGUACAGCACUUGAUGAGUCGAACAAGCUAUCCCAGUCUCUGAGCGAGGAACUGGAGACCCUCAAAGCGGAGCUCAGGGCGGCCUCUGCAGAGAAAGAGCAACAGAUAUCCGAGGCUCAGGCUCUAUGCAAGACCCUAGAAGCCCAUGUCGCUGACUUGACGGAGAAGCUCGAGGCGCGAUCAGCUGAACAUGAGUCGAGACUGGUCGCGAGCCAGAAAGAGGCUACGGCGUUGAGCGCGACCAUUGCGGAGCUCGAAGCUCGUGCUGAAGAAUCAAGCAAGUCCAGCAAGUCGAUAGCAGAGGAAGCCCAGCAAGCCCUUGAGGCCGCCCGAAAGGAGCAUGCUCAACAGCUGGCUAAGCACAAAACCGACCUCGAAGAUCUGCAGCAGCAAUUGCAGGAUUCAAAAGCGGCUAGCCAGACCUCCGCGGAGGCCUCUAGCGCACAAAUUGACGAUCUGGAGAAGAAGCUUGCGGACGCGUUGUCGAACGCCGAGGCGGGCUCUGCGGCAAGUAAGGAGCAGACCGAUAGUCUGACGCGCGAAGUGCAAGAUCUGACAACACGUCUGGCGGAACAGAGCGUCUCGACAGCGGAACAGCAUAAGAAGGCAUUGCAGAGCUUGCAAGAAGAGCACGAGUUGGCGCUCUCACAACGCCAGGAGGACUCUGCAACUCUUCAGGGCCAAGUUGACGAUUUACGAACUCAAUUGGCCGACUUGCAACAACGCGCCCAAGAAGCGGAACAGAAAGCACUUGAAUCGCAGAACACCUUGGUUGCUGAGCAUACCAGCAAAUUGUCGACACUCUCGAAUGAGCACAAGCAAGCACUCGAGGCUGCACAUUCGGAGCAUGCCGCCAAAAUCGCCGGACUUACUGCAGGCCAUCAGAAAGAUCUGGAGGCCGCCCGAACCGAUUCGUCCAAACUCGACGAAGUUAUCGCCAAGCAUGAACGGGACCUGGAAGAUCAGAUGCGAGUGCACGAUGAGAUCCAAGCUGGCUUGUCCUCGUCGCACUCCAAGGAGAUGGCAGAUCUGAAGAAUGCACACGCCGAGGAGAAGAAGCUGGAAGCCAACCGACUGCAGGAAACGCAUGCGGGUGAACUCGAAACCCUACGAAACCAGACCGCUUUUACGGCUGAGCAGAUUAAGAUGCUCCAGGCAGAGCUGGAGGCCGCCCGGAAUGACAAUUCCAGCGAGCUCGAAAGCCUGCGAAAUCACAGCGCAUCCACAGCUGCGCAAAUCGAGAGGCUACAGGCAGAACUGGAGGCCGCGCAGAAAGAUUAUUCAACCGAGCUCGAGGACCUGCGAAAUCAGAAAGCAGAGCUGGAGGCCGCCCAGACCGGCCGUUCUAGCGAGCUUGAAACACUAGGGAAUCAGCGCACAUCUGCAGCCGAGCAAAUCGAAAAGCUGCAAGCGGACUUGAAGGCCGCCCAGGACGACCAUUCUACACUGCUCGACGGUGUGGCGACGACGCAUGAAGCCAAGCUCGCCAGUCUCAAAUCCGACCACGAGGCUGCCAUUGAUGCCCUGAAGAAGACUCAUGCUACUGCUCUGGCUGCUGCUCAAAGUGAAGGCAACGACUCGGCGGCUGCUUCUGCCGCGGAGGCCGCCCUGUUCAAGGACCAGCUGGACGACGCGAUCAAAGAGGCAGAAACAGUAGCUGCUCAACUGAGUGAGCUGGAAGACACCCACCAGUCCGAGCUUUCGAAGCUACAGAAGCAAUUGCAAGAUUCCCAGCUGAAGGCCGCCCAGAUGGCCGAACUCAACGACUCUCAUCAAUCUAAAAUCUCGGCUCUACAGCAGCAGAUCGAAGAGACACGAUCGAAGUCUGCCGAGAUAGAUCACCUCAAAGGUUCCCACCGGUCCGAGAUCUCCGCCCUCCAACAGCAGCUCGCCGCCAUUCAAGAAGAGCACAGCACAGCCCUGGCCAGCCACUCAGACGCCCUCACCGACCUUGAAGGCCGCCUGAACGAAGACCACGCCGCCGCAGUCCAACAGCUCAAAGACACACACUCUCAGCGUGUGAAGCAGCUAGAAGCCGAUGCCGCAUCUGCCCUGCAGAGUCUCGAUGACAUCGAGGAGCAGCACGCCGCCGCUCUGAGUGCUGCACGUUCCGAGACUGAUGCCGGCAAUUCAGAGAGGGUGCGGACUCUUGAGCAGCAGUACCGAGCGGCUGCCGAUGAGCUUGAUGCUGCGCGAUUCCAGGUGUCAACGCUGAAAGGAAUACUGAAGGACGAACAGGACAAGGCAGAGGAGGCGAGGGCUGAGUUCGAGGCGGAGGUCGAGAAGGUCAACGCAGAGUUGAGUACUGCGGUUGGGAAGAUCGCGGGUAUGAGUUCGCGAAUGGCGGAUAUGGAGAGGGAGUACGGCGAGAAGCUGAAGGCUGCUUCUGCAGCGGCUGCGGCAAAGUCGCCUUCUAUUGAAAGCCCCUCGCCCAAGACUGGCAAUGGUGUCGGCGCGAGCAAGUGGGCGUCCUCCCCUUCGCCUGCCACGCCGACUCGGCCCGCCGAGCAGCGGCAAGUCAGCACAAGCUCAGGCAACGACUUGCCUCACGCCACACCUACGUCGCCAGAACACAGUCGUGAUAUGGAUGCUGCUGAAGAACACUCAGGCCACGGAGGCCUCGGACCUCACGGCAAGAAAUCCAAUGUCUCCGGCCAGCUCAAGGGCAUUGAGGAGGGACUCCGGCAGCUAGACGAUCUUAGCGAAGAAAGUCUGCGUGGGAACGAGAAGAUGGCUGCUAUCCUCAGCCGAAUACCUGCGCGUGAUGAUGGGCUAGAAGGAGAGGAAGGCGGUCGUGACAGCGAGGAUGGUGUUGGUGGCGUUGGCAUGGGUGGUGAGGCCUAG
This is a messenger RNA of Cyphellophora attinorum, 4554 nucleotides long. RefSeq lists its product as uncharacterized. The record is from RefSeq and is a predicted model, not a curated record. NCBI's taxonomy places the organism in Eukaryota, Fungi, Ascomycota, Eurotiomycetes, Chaetothyriales, Cyphellophoraceae. Bases 1 to 4554 code for a protein of 1517 amino acids. The transcript has 2 exons.